Molecule: messenger RNA, 623 nt
Organism: Raphanus sativus (radish)
Lineage: Eukaryota; Viridiplantae; Streptophyta; Magnoliopsida; Brassicales; Brassicaceae
Exons: 2
Coding region: 61-594 (177 amino acids)
Molecular function (GO): zinc ion binding
Source: RefSeq, a predicted model, not a curated record
UAUAAUCAUAUGCAGGCUAUUUAAUGGUUAUUUUAUAAUCAUAUGCAGGCUAAGUAAAGCAUGGGGCAUGACUACAGCUACAGCCAGCCUUCACAGUCAGAUGAUUUAUUUGGAAACGAAGUGGACAGUGGCAACAGCGAGACGGAAGAUCUAAUUCGACGUGACCAAGCUGAGCUCAGUGAACAGUGGCGCUCACCGGUUCAGUACCCUCCCCAACCCGAAGUUGAGUUCGGAAUCCCGCAGAGCUGCUAUUGUGGCUCUCAGCCCCGGCUUGCAACAUCUUCCAGGACGAAUUAUCAAGGUAGAAGAUACUACACCUGCGACAAUGUAGAUGAUGGUGAUUGCCAUGUUUGGAAAUGGUGGGAUGUGGCUGUUAUGGAGGAGUUGAGAGAUAGAGGUAGACAGGUUCUACAACUCGCUGAAAAGGUUGAUAAUCUUACCCUGUUAAGUGACUACGAGACUGAUGAGAAGCUGGCUAAGCUGGAGAAGAUGGUGUGUGAUUUAGCUAUGGAGAAAUCAAAGUGGUCUGAGUACUUUGCAGGUGCAAUUGGUCUUCUAAUGGUUGUAAUGGCAGUAGUGGUUAUGUUUAAGUAAUGGUUGUAAUAGCAGUAGUGGUAAUGGCA